GCGGACGUUCGGCGCGCGAGAGACGUUGUCAAUCUCAAUGGCUCGUCAGAGAUGCUCUCUGCGUCCGUUACCGCACGUAAGUCCAGAAACUGUUCGGUUACGUCGAUUCUGAGCGGUUUUUUUUCUUUUUUUUUUUUUCUUUUUACUUGAAACAUGACCGCACGCAGCGGGCUUCGUCCCGGUCUUCGGCGCUUUCUUCUGAGUUCAACACAUUACGCCUCAGCUUCCAGCGGAGCUCCGUGAUACUCAAAACUCCACUUUUUAACUUUAUCACCAAAACACUAAGGGAGUAAAAUCCUUUUUUUUUCCCGUAUUUUUUUCCCUUCAGCAAUACCAUUGGCUUUAGUGACGUUAUAAUUACUUUUAUUAAUCCGAAAACUUUUCCCUCCUUAAACUGUGCUGAGGUUAAGUGUACAAUUUUUGGUGACGACUAAUAGACUUGACACAUUAACACUUUAUGAAGCACGAAACUGUGGAAAAGUGGUGGAGAAAAGGGAGAAAAUAAAGAAAACUCAAACCAUCUGUUUGGUGGAUCAUGGCUGCUGGGUGCACAGGGCGGUCUGCGGUUUUAUUAUCAUUCCUGACGUUGGGGGCUGCCUUCUCUGGCGUGUUUAAUACUUCAGACAGAGACAUUUUCAACAAUGACUUGGAGCAGCUCAGGCUCAGAGAGGACAGCGCUACUGAACGAUGGAAACAUGUUGGAGACGACCUUCACCCCAAUCUGUACUUCGACCAGGUGGACGUACAGUUACUCAAGCAGAAGUCCACCACCACGCACAGCCACGUCUUCAAAGCGAUCCGGGCAGCCGUCAUCGCCAUGCUGUCCAACGCCGCCCUUUACCUGCCUCCGCUGAGGCACGAGGAAUUCACCAGCAAGUGGAACGAGAUCUACGGAAACAACCUCCCGCCGCUGGCGCUGUACUGUCUGCUGUGUCCAGAGGACGCUGCUGCCCUCCAAUUUACGCUCAAGUUCAUGGACAGAAUGGCAGAGUACCCAGACUGGGUGGUAACCAGCGCCCCCAAUGACGAGGUCCCUAUGGCACACUCUCUCACUGGAUUUGCCACCGCCUAUGAUUUUAUUUAUGUCUCCCUGGAUACCCAGAGAAGAGCCAAAUAUCUUAAGAAAAUUCGUGCCGUGACGGAGGAGCUGUAUGAGUUGUCCAAAUACAGGGGCUGGGGGAAGCAAUUUCUGCAGAACCAUCAAGCCACAAACAUCUUAGCUAUACUAAUUGGUGCCAUUGUAGCUGGCGAGCAUAAUGACCCAGAGACCAUGAUGUGGAAGCAGGUCUCGGUGAAUUACAUGGAGAAGACCAUGUUCCUUCUGAACCACGUUGUAGACGGGUCUCUGGAUGAGGGCGUGGCCUACGGGAGCUACACUGCAAAGUCUGUCACGCAGUACGUGUUCUUGGCACAGCGCCACUUCAACAUCGACAACACGCAGAACAACUGGCUGCGGGCGCACUUCUGGUUCUACUAUGCAACCCUGCUGCCCGGCUUUCAGAGGACAGUUGGCAUUGCGGACUCCAACUACAACUGGUUCUACGGACCAGAGAGCCAGCUGGUGUUCCUGGAUGCCUUUGUGCUGCGCAACGGCACUGGAAACUGGCUUGCCCAGCAGAUCAGAAAGCACCGUCCCAAGGAUGGCCCCAUGGGUCAGUCUUCUGCCCAACGCUGGGCUACGCUGCAUACAGAGUACAUCUGGUACGACGCCCACCUCCCCCCUCAGCCGCCCAUGGGCUACGGAAAAGCAGGGAUGCACAUAUUCUCCAACUGGGGUGUGGUUACCUAUGGGGCCGGCAUGCCUAAUGGCCAGGGGAACACAUUUGUCUCCUUCAAAUCAGGGCGUCUGGGUGGCCGGGCCGUGUACGACAUCGUUCAUGCCAGGCCCUACUCUUGGGUUGAAGGCUGGAAUAGUUUUAACCCAGGGCAUGAACAUCCGGACCAGAACUCUUUCACGUUUGCACCGAAUGGCCAGGUGUUUGUGUCUGAGGCAUUGUACGGACCCAAGUACAGCUACCUGAACAACGUGCUGGUCUUUGCUCCAUCUCCGACGAGCCAGUGCAACGAACCGUGGGAGGGGCAGCUGGGGGAGUGUGCCAAGUGGUUGCGCUGGGCAGACAAUGAGGUGGGUGAUGUGGCUGGUGAGGUGAUCGCUGCCUCGUCCCACCAAGACACCAUGUUUGUGAGCGGUGAGUCGGCGCCCGCUUAUUCCUCGGCUAUGAAGCUGCAGAGCGUGUAUCGCGCCCUGGUGCUGCUCAACUCGCAGACCCUACUGGUGGUGGACCACGUGGAGAAGCGCGAGGACUCUCCACUUAACGCACUUAGUGCCUUCUUCCACAACCUGGACAUUGAUUUCAAAUAUGUGCCGCAUAAGUUUGCAGAGAAGUUCAACGGGGCACUGAUGGACGUGUGGGAUGCUCAUUAUAAGAUGUUUUGGCUCGACACUCACGGGGCCAGCCCUGUAGCCAGGAUACAGGAAGCCGAGCAGGCCGCGGAGUUUAAAAAGCGCUGGACGCAGUUCAUCAAUGUCACAUUCCCUAUGAACGGCUUGGUUACCAGAAUGGUCUACGUGAUGCAUGGUCCUUAUGUCAAAGUUUCCAACUGCAGGUUCAUCGACAAUAGCAAAAACGGACUAAGUCUUUCUGUGAUGAUUAACAACACUGAAAACAUAGUGUCAAUUGCAACAAAUUACAAGGAUAUAGGUGCCCGACUGAGCUAUCUGGGCUUUGGAGGAUUUGCUAAGAUGGAAGAUAAGCACCGUAUCAUACGUUUUGGUCUGGGAACUGAACUCGUGCCCAAACAAAGCAAAGUGGAUAGUACAGUAUUUGACUUUGGCUUUAUGGUCAAUGUAAUUGCAGGGGUGACACUGUGUGUCGCCAUUGGGUUUUUGACCUUGCAAAGAAAGUUUUACAUCUGCUUCAGCAAACUCAUGCGAUACACACUUCUCUCAGUCCUUCUGCUGUGGGUAAUUGAGCUUCUGUUUGUGUCCAACACUUGCGAUCAGAUCCUCUGUGGUGUGAAAUGGAAAGGUGCGGCAGACCCCGGGGCGAGCUCACAAAUAAAACUCUCAGGGCAGCAGCCGUUACCCCUGCCAACGGUCGUCAUAACAACCCUGCCUGGCUCCGGGGCCGAAAUCCUGAAGCACCUUUUCUACAACAGCUCUGACUUUGUCUACAUCAGACUGCCCACGGAACACCUGGACAUACCGGAGACGGAGUUCGAGUUCGACUCCCUGGUGGACGCCUGUGAGUGGUCCAAAAAUGACGCUCGGGACGGGCAUUUCAAAGUGAUCCAAGGCUGGUUCCACUCUCUGGUUCAAAGUACCAAGCUGCAUCUCCAGAACAUUCAGCUGCAUGAGUUCGGCCAUGGUAAACUGACACAGGUGGGCGACCUUUCCAUGGACAAAAGGAAACGGGCCAGGAGGAAAGAGCCUCCUUCCGAAUUCAGGGGCAGAGGGAAAGGCAGCCUGGACAGAGAUGCGGAAUACAUCCGGGAGCUGCGGCGGCACAUCGCAAAGUAUCAAAAUGCGCGUGUGGUCCUCAACCUGAGGAGUGGCAGCUGGGCCCUAAAACUUCCGUUUGUCCAGGAAGUGAUUGGCCCAUCUCUGCGGGCCAUAUAUGUGGUCAGGGACCCACGAGCCUGGAUCUACUUGAUGCUGUACAACAGCAAGCCCAGUCUGUACUCCCUGAAGAACAUCCCGCAGCACUUGGCUCUCAUUUUCAAAGAGGACAGCAGCCGGGGGAAGUGUGCAGGCUUUGCCCCGGAGUUCCAAGUGCUGCGGCAGCUCCUCUCACACUCAGAGAUGAACCCGGUCCUGCUGCUAGCCCACCUGUGGCUGGCGCACACCGCCGCCACGCUCCGUAUCAGCAGCGGCCUGCCGGCAGACACAUACCUCCAGGUGCGGUUUGAGGACAUCGUGCACUUUCCCGAAGAGACAGCAGGGAGGAUACAUGCCUUCCUGGGGGUGCCCGUCACACCGGCGGCGCUUAACCAGCUCAUGUUCACCACCUCCACCAACUUGUACAACCUCAUGUAUGAGGGGGACAUUUCUCCGGCCAACAUCAACAUGUGGAAACAAAACAUGCACCACAAUGACAUCAGAUUGAUAGAGAGCACAUGUUGGUUUGUGAUGAAGAGGCUCGGCUACUCCAGGUUUACAAACUGAAGGCUGCAGGUCAGCUGUUGUUUGUCUUUACUCUUUUGCACUAAUGGAGAGUUAAGUUUGUAAGCUUCGGUCAUGAUUCGCUCUCAGUCCUGUUGCAAAAUGGAAUCGAGUGUUUUCUUAAGGUAUUUGUGAUUUAGUUCUUUGUGCACUUUGUGAAUUGUUCAGGCAAAACAUGGCAUAUGGUGGUUCAGAUAUUUUAUAUUAAAAUUUUAUGUGGUUGAUUUUGAAGUUACAAAAUAUUUUAGGAAUCACUUUAACUUUUGUGCUUUAGUGGGAUGUUGUAACUUAAGUAAUUAUGAAUUCCCAUAUUGUAAGUAUUGUGCUUUAAAAUUCUCACCAUUUCCUCCUCUUAAAAAGUAAUGGAUUAUAAAUAUGUAUAUGUUCACAUUAUUUUUCUUAUACCCUGUACAUAACCUAUAUUCAGUUGAAUCUUUUUAUAUUAUAUAUAUUUUCCUGGGAAAAAAUGUCUUUUGUUAAGGUGGUAUAAGAGGCUUUAGGGAUGUUGUCCUAAAAAACAAAAAUGUUUACUGAAGCUAAAAGCCGUUAAAGUCAAACUAAAUUUUUCAAGCCUUUUUUUCUUGCUUGUUGGGCCUGUUUGGGUUUGAUCCACGUUUGGGGUCCCUGUGAUUAUCUUCACUGCGCGGCUUUUACUGGCCGCCUCAAAGCCACACACAAUCAACGCUGGCCUUAUUUACUCCAUGUGUCGGUUCGGUCUGAGCAGGGAAAAAAGCGGAUGUGAACAGUAAUUCUUUGUUUCAUAGUGUUUAUGUCUGCUUGGGAGAGGUGCACAAGUAGAAGUUUUGAAAACAUGACAAACUGGAAUUGCUUGUUCUGUUUCCCCUUUUCUCUUGUAACAAGAAGUACCUCUUAAAUGUGCAAAUUGACCUUGUACCGUAAUCAAAGCAAGAACUUCAAACCAAUCUGGUUCGUGCAAAUUAAGAAUUCAUCAUAAAGAAGUCAAAGAUUUAGGUCCUUCAUAAACUCAAGCUCGAUUAACUUGUCUUUCUUCAGAGUUAUAAUUUCUAGUUACAAGUUACUGAAACGUCAUUCAUAUCUGAGCCAAUAAUUUUACUAACUAUAACUUUGUAACUUUAAACCCAGGUUCCACAUUUGGAAGUGUUUUCAUUUGCAUUCUUUAUUUUAUCGGAACUCCAAAGAAUUUCCAGAGUUCUUUUUUAAACUGUGACUCAGUGGUUUGACUUAUGUUAAAAAUCUCAAUGCAUUUACUGAUGUCACAUUGUAAGAUGAUACAGUGAAGCCAAGAGCUCUGGAAGCCCGCACUGUGUUUGUGAAUGUUAACUCUUUCUAAAAUCCUACUCAGUCUCGCUACUUUUUUUUCUUUACUUCGGCGCCUGUAGAAACUGUACUGUACAAUUUUGUGUAUUUGGUCUUUGUGGUUCUGCUUCUCUGCUAUGUGUACUGUACACUUGUCCACAGUGGGAAGUGGGGGGAUAGCACCAAUUACUGCACCGAGACUCCUCGGUGCUCCGGGUCACCAUCGACCAACAUACGCUACAGCCGGAGAUAGGAUCCUCUUAAAGUCGACGGACACGUUUGGAGCUUCUCAGCUCAUGUUUCAAUUUUUUUGCCCCCAUUAAGGCAGCAGAAAGCCGUCACCGAAUUCUUGUUAAACGGCAUGAAUGUGUGCAAUGUUGUCACGGUACUGCAGCUCCAUUGCAGCGCUUGUGCUUAAGGAGGCUGGGGGGGGGCCCUGUGGGUGUAGGGUUAUAGUACUGCUUUUUGAAAUUACCACCACUGUAAAAUUCUGUUGAUUUCAUUCUGGGCACUGGUGGAAGGCGCAAAUGUCACAAAAACAUGAAUAAAUGAGUACAUACUGUACACAUUGUCAGAGUAUUACAAUUUUUUUGAUGUCAAAAUAGCUUGUUUUCUAUGUACAACCAAUUGAGAGUAUGACCGUUACGUACUCGUGGAAU
This is a messenger RNA of Scleropages formosus (Asian bonytongue), 6099 nucleotides long. Its product is annotated as dermatan-sulfate epimerase-like protein. Lineage: Eukaryota; Metazoa; Chordata; Actinopteri; Osteoglossiformes; Osteoglossidae. The transcript has a single exon. Gene Ontology annotation, molecular function: chondroitin-glucuronate 5-epimerase activity. The coding region runs from base 536 to 4165 and encodes 1209 amino acids. The record is from RefSeq and is a predicted model, not a curated record.